This is a messenger RNA of Ostrinia nubilalis (European corn borer), 2723 nucleotides long. RefSeq names its product SLIT and NTRK-like protein 6. NCBI's taxonomy places the organism in Eukaryota, Metazoa, Arthropoda, Insecta, Lepidoptera, Crambidae. The transcript has 7 exons. Gene Ontology annotation, molecular function: protein binding. The record is from RefSeq and is a predicted model, not a curated record. The coding region runs from base 56 to 1948 and encodes 630 amino acids.
GAUAUCUCUUAUCAGUCGCCGUUUCACGCCCGACCACCUCGCACCGACUGAAAACAUGCGAGUUUUCAUAUUCCUCCUUUUUUUAAUCGACUACCGGCUGUGCCAAGACCCUGAACCGUUCCAAGCCAUAAAGCUGUGUGAUGUGUGCGUUUGUAGCGAGAUCAACGAUUUCGAUGGGACGCAUUUGGUGUUCAAUAUACUGUGCUCCGAGUGGGACAGGAUCAAGAAUGUGACGGAUCUGGACAAGAUAGAGUGGCCGCAGAACACGAAUGGACUGAAGAUAUCCGCGACGUUCGAAGGACUGCAGCUCAACACUUUGGGCAAGCUACCACCAAAUUCUCAGGUAGAAUCUCUGCAGUUUCCCAACAACGCCAUCGAGAUAUACUGGCCAGAACCAUUCAGCCACGUCCCUAACCUGAAGAAACUAUCCCUCGCUAGUAACAAAAUCAGGUCCAUAACCUUCGACUUGUUGAAAGGCAUUGAGCAGUUGGAAGACUUGGACCUUUCAGACAACAAGAUAUCAGAAAUCAAUCAGCUAUGUUUCAAGAACCUGAACAAUCUAAAGAGGGUAAACUUACAAAACAACCAGCUGACAAUGAUGCCGAUAGAAGCGAUAUUGCAACUGCCGGCCUUAGAGGAGCUGGAUCUGGGAAAGAACAAUAUAUUCGACUUGAUGCUGCAGAAGACCAGUGGCAAUGGCUUGACUGGAUUGAAGAGGCUAUCGUUGAAAGGCAACAAGAUCCGGUCGGUGAUGACGCACUCAUUUCCUGAUAACAACAACUUGGAAUUCUUGGAUCUGUCCAACAAUAAAAUUGAAUUGGUAGAAGACAAAUCAUUUCUAUCAUUCACGAAUUUGAAGGAGUUGAAUUUGGGAAGCAACAACAUAACUCUAGUUUUUGAUCUGCCGCCGAGUUUAGAAAUUUGCAUCUUGAAGAUAAAUUCGAUGAGGCAUUGGCCAACUUUCCCCAGUGGUAUAAAGUACAUAGAUUUAUCCUACAACAGAUUAGAAACUUUAUACGAUGCUGAUACAAGCUUCUCCUACUUAGAGAUUUUAUAUCUUGGUGGAAAUCAGAUCAAGGAGUUCGACAUCGCGAAUCCCUUGCCACAACUGUUCAUUUUGGAUUUGUCAUUCAAUUUACUUCAGGAAAUUCCUAAAACUCUGAGUGAACUAAAUUUCCCGAAUUUGGAAGAUCUCAGGUUGGAUGGGAAUAUAAUAGAUAAGAUUUAUUUUCCAAACGUUAUAGUUUUGAAGAAAUUGUUUCUAAAUGAUCUUCCAAAACUGGAAAAUGUUGAAGAAAAGGCAUUUACAAAUGUCGUCGGGCGAGGGGUGGACGAGAAAGACGAUGUAUCGAAGUGUUUUUAUCUAUAUUUGUCGAACUGCAGAUCACUAAGCUCGAUACAUGAGAACGCUUUUGAAGGAACUGAUGUUUGUAUGCUGGACGUCAGCUACAACAACUUGACUCGGCUGCCUCGCGAUCUUCUGCAGUGGGGAUCAGUAAGCGAGGGUGUGAACCUGCAGCACAACCCUUGGCAUUGCGGUUGCGAACUGCAGUGGAUGCUGGACCAGCUGCUUCCGCUGUUGUAUAAGGCUAACGCGUACCUGCUCGAUAAUGUGAGAUGUGGCUCUCCGCGUGCAGUGGAACAGUUACGACUGGUGCAUUGGUACAACUGGACCGACCAGACCUUGUGUGGGGACUACCUCAGAGCUGGACCACAUAUGGCAUCAUCAACAACAAAUCCGUUCCUUGACAUGAGCACAAUGACAAUAAUACUUAGUGCUGCUAUACUAAUCCUUUCACUGAUCGCAAUGGGGCUGAUCAUCUACCUUGUAGUGACGAGAAGGAAAUACACGAUCCGAAGGAAGGCUAUGAAGCGGAGGAAACAAAAUGCGGCUGACAUGAACUCGAAUGGCCACACUGAACAAAUCAAGGCGCUAAAUAAGGCUUAAAGUGAUCCCAAGUAGUUACACUGAGUCUAUACUCACUGUCGUCAGGGCGCAUAACUUUAUUUUUGCCUGCAACUACACUUCUAUAUUCUAUGGUAUGGUAAACCAGUAGGCCCUGGUUGCGCGCCGCGAUAAGCGGUUAUCACGCAAUUUUAUCGAUUCUGUCCAUAAUUUUGGCGUCGAUAAAGUAUAUCACGACGCGCAUCCUAGCCCGGUUGGUGUAACAAACGUUUUUUCCCAAAAUAAUGAAACAUCGCAGUCCGUCCGACAGUAUUACUAUCUUAGGUUAGUAUUCAAUCAAAGGAUUGUAAAUUAUGGAUUGAAACUCUUAAUUGCAAGGUAAUCACCAGUCACUAAUUCAAACUCAAAAUAUUGAAACUAUGCAUGAGUUCAGCUUCGUAGCGAGUUUCUUAUAAUUUAAAAAUAUUAUUUAGCAUGUUAAAAUAUUUAUCGAGGCAUAUAAUGCCAUCGUGUUGUAAAUAAUAAAAUGUUGUAAGAAGGGUGUAAUUUGUAAUAAAUUUAGUUAGUAAAAUGUGUGAUAUCAUUUUGUAAAAUGGUUUUAUAAUAUUGUGAUAAUAAUAUUCAUCAGAUUGUUAUUAUUUGUUCUACGUGUAUAACUUUUAUAUUCAAUCUGCUUUAUAAUCUUUCCAAUGUUUCUAUAAUUUAUUUUGCUUCUUUUAUGUUGAAAAGCCCGCCGUGUAGAAUUACUUUUAAUUUUAGAAUAGUAAAAAUUCAGUUACGUAAAGUUUUUUUUAAAUUAAACAAUUUAAGAUUGUGA